UUGCCCCGCAAGGGACAGAGUGGUGUGCAGGCGUACACCGUCUCCACUGAGAAGAAUGAAGGAUGGGAGCUGAUCCGCAUUGAGGUGUUCACGAAGGACUUGGAAGACGCAUCAAAGUACUGUACUGAGGCUGAGAAGGAAAUCAAGAAGUAUGAUGGUACAACACAUUACUGUAGUCGUAUAGAUGUUGUCGUUGUGGAUACUAUAAAGAAAUUCAUGGAGGAUAUCAUUCCGACUGCUAUCCAACUGCACAGUGAUCGUCUGCUUGUUCGCCCUGUGAGUGGAAAGUUGAGGGUUCCCAAGUUUGCAGAUGACAGUUAUUGCAAACAUUUCACUGUACCUGAAAAGCACCGCACUGAGGGUGUUGAGAAUGCUGACUUUGUGCUCUACGUGGCAGCUGGGCACGGUGGGAGGUUUGGUGUUACUUGUGCCGUGGAAAAUUCAUCGGGUCGUCCAAUCGUUGGAGCAGUGAAUUACGUUCCCCAAUUACAGGAUGGCAUUCGGUUUAAUGUUCGCCGUAUUGCACAAGAGAUUGCACACGCACUGGGUUUUGAUCACAAACGGAUGAAGGAAAAGGGUAUGCUGUCCACUGUGGAGCUCCGUGGCGCGAAACGUAAGGUGGUAAUUUCCUCAAAGACAGUUGAAAAAGCACAAAAACACUACAAUUGUUCUAAUUUGAAGGGAAUGGAACUGAAGUUUGUGAAUGGCGAGGUGUUCUCUUAUUGGGAUGCACGAAACGCAAAGGAUGAGUUGAUGAGCUCUGCGCGAUCGUCGAGUGCCGGCUACUACACAACACUCACAAUGGCAUUGUUUGAGGAUCUGCAGUACUACAAGGCAAACUGGGGAAUGGAGGAACAAAUGAGCUGGGGGAAUCAGAGUGGAUGUGACUUUCUUCAGGAAAAGUGCAUGGAGAAUAAUAAAGUACGGUAUCCUCAAUAUUUCUGUAAUGAAACGAUUUCUGGAUGCACGUCGGACCGCACUGCGUACGGUAAGUGCAAUCCGCCUUCACGUUUGAACGAAUUUUUUGAGGAUAACUGUGAAGUAACUGAGAAGUACAUUAUUUCUAUGAGAAAAUCAUGGACGUAUUCUUAUUGUACUGGUAUUUACAGUGACGCACUCCCUGGAUCAAUUAUAGGACCUGAUUCAUGGUGUCUGGAUGCUGAAGAACUGAAAGUUAACGGGCCUGAUAAUAAGGUUUCGGACGUUAAUGGUGUAUGUGCACGGGUGUUGUGUGACUAUGAGAAGCGAACAGUGAAGGUGCAGUACAAAGGCAAGGAAGGCGAAAACGAUUGGUACGAAUGCCCUGAAAACGGUACAAUCGUUGUUGAAUCCUCUGCGUUCGAAGACGGUGGUAAGAUCAAGUGUCCCAAGUACGAU
Molecule: messenger RNA, 1377 nt
Organism: Trypanosoma theileri
Lineage: Eukaryota; Euglenozoa; Kinetoplastea; Trypanosomatida; Trypanosomatidae
Product: surface protease GP63
Exons: 1
Biological process (GO): proteolysis; cell adhesion
Cellular component (GO): cytoplasm; membrane
Molecular function (GO): metalloendopeptidase activity
Source: RefSeq, a predicted model, not a curated record